AUGGUCGCAGGUCUAGAGUCCAACCCAGAAAUUCUUCUUCGCAAGCGUAGAAACGCUGAUAGAACCCGUUUGGAGAAACAAGAGCUGGCGCAACAGCGUAAACAACAGCAACAGAAACAGAAACGGGCGCGCAAAAACAAGUUCGAAAGAGCAGAGACACUCGUGGCGACUUCUUUGGCUACGGAGCGCGAAAAGGAGCGCAUCAAACGUGUGUCGAAGCUGGAGGCCCAGCGGGCCAAGGGUGAGACGCAGCAUCUACCCUCGAGCCGCGAUUUCAUCCUCAAGGUCCGCGACAGUAGUGACGGUGAACAUGAAGACGACGAGAUCGACGGCGAUGAGGACGCCACCUCGUUGCACUCCGAGAAAUGCAUAUACGACGGCAAGCCCACACUGCUCUUUGUGCUACGUAUUCGUGGUCCUACCGCAGCCAAGAUCCCACAGAAGGCUCAUAAAGUGCUAUCGUUGCUAAGACUUUCGGAAAUUAACACUGGUGUGUUUGUACGUCUUUCCCCCCAGGUCUACCCGCUACUGAAAUUGGUGGCUCCCUACGUGGUCAUCGGAGAGCCUUCGCUGGCCUCUGUCCGCUCAUUGAUCCACAAGAGAAGCCGGGUGCUCCUGACACCAUCUGACGGCGGCGAAGCCAGAGAGGUCAUUCUUAACGACAAUAACGUUGUCGAAGAGGCUCUUGGGUCCGAGGGUAUCAUCUGUGUCGAAGACAUCAUUCACGAGAUUGCCACUUUGGGCGACGGUUUCGUCAAGUGCAAUUUCUUCCUUCUUCCGUUCCGUCUCAGCAGGGAAGUCUCGGGUUUCAGUGCCAUCAGCAAACUGCACAAGAUCAGACAAAGAGAAUGGCAAAAACGUGCAUUGAAAAUGUCCAAUGCAUCCACAGCUCCAGUUGUUCAAGUGGACGUCGACAAUUUGAUUUCCAAGCUCAACUAG
Molecule: messenger RNA, 939 nt
Organism: Lachancea sp. 'fantastica'
Lineage: Eukaryota; Fungi; Ascomycota; Saccharomycetes; Saccharomycetales; Saccharomycetaceae
Source: the annotation of a GenBank genome assembly